AUGGAUUCCUUGGACUCCAAGACAGAAACCAUAGGGGAUAAAGAGAAACUGAUAUCUAAGCGAACUAGGAAACGAAAGCGUGGUGGUCGAAAUAAUAAGAGCGAGAGCGAGACCAAAAAACCUCGAAUAUCUGACAAUGGCACUGAAUCUGACCGAACAUCUGAAAAGAUAAUUCAGAAUGGUGCCCAUAACCAUGAAAAGAAUAUAUCCAACUUCAAGGCGCCCUCAAGAAACGGCACUGCUAAAUCUGAUCCAAAUGCCGGCUCUACCAAUCUCAGGGAAAAGGCCAGGGUUCUGCUUGAAACGAGGAAGAAACUUCCUAUAUUUGCGCACGCAGACGAGAUUCGUGGCCAUCUGCGACGGACAGAUGUUAUGUUGCUUGUAGGAGAGACAGGAAGCGGUAAAAGUACCCAGGUUCCUCAAUUUCUCACUGAUGAGGACUGGUGUCGCCCUAAAUCAGUCAAGAUACCAUGUUCCCGCAACAAGCAGACGACUACUGUGGGUGGCUGCAUAGCCAUCACCCAGCCCAGACGUGUGGCAGCCGUCUCUCUCGCUCGAAGGGUAGCAGAAGAAGUAGGCUCUCCGCUUGGUUCUGCGUCUCCUGCGAGCAAGGUCGGCUAUGCGGUGCGUUUUGAUACAUCUGUUUCUCCGAGCACGCGUAUCAAGUUCAUGACGGAUGGAAUGUUGCUGCAGGAGAUGCUGAGUGAUCCGUGGCUGACCAAGUAUAGCGCUAUUGUUGUUGACGAAGUCCACGAGCGAGGGAUCAAUGUUGAUCUGCUUCUCGGGUUCUUGAGAAACAUUGCUACAGGGUCAAAGGAAGGGAGAGGAGGGGUUCCGUUAAAAAUAGUGGUAAUGAGUGCUACUGCAGAUAUGGAGAGUUUGAUGUCCUUUUUCACAGAGGGAUUUACACAGGCUUCGACUUCGAAUGGUCAACAGGGUUCUACGAUGGAAGAUGAUAUCAAUGCCAAAGCUCAAAAGGCAAGUGGUUCAAAAUCCUCAAAGAAGGGGAAAGAGAGCCAAACGAAGUCGGAUCAGAUAUCUGUCUGCCACAUCAAGGGUCGCCAAUUCCCUGUUACAACUAUAUAUUCGCCAGCACCAGUUCCGGACUUUGUGGAUGCGGCGCUUAAAACUAUUUUUCAGGUUCACUACAAAGAACCGCUGCCUGGAGAUAUACUGGUUUUCUUAACCGGGCAAGAAACAGUGGAAAACCUGGAAUACUUGGUCAAUGACUAUGCUAGUACUAUGGACAAGGAAUUACCAAAGGUGCUUGCUGUUCCUCUGUUCGCAGCUCUUCCCCAGGUUGCUCAACAAAGGGUUUUCCUGCCUACACCACCGAGAACAAGAAAGGUGAUUCUAGCCACGAACAUUGCUGAAACCUCCGUGACUGUCCCUGGAGUACGAUAUGUGAUUGACUGCGGCAAGGCCAAGACAAAGCAGUUUAGGACACGGCUUGGACUGGACUCAUUGCUUGUUAAACCAAUAUCGAAAUCUGCUGCUAUACAGAGGAAAGGUCGUGCUGGUCGAGAAGCACCCGGACAAUGUUACCGAUUAUACCCUGAGAAGGAAUAUCUUGCUUUGCCAGAGACCAACACCCCUGAGAUUCUACGAUGUGAUGUAAGCCAGGCUAUUUUAACGAUGAAAGCCAGAGGAGUGGAUGAUAUAGUUGGAUUCCCGUUUCUUACACCUCCGCCUCGGGAUGCGAUCGAGAAGGCAUUGUUACAACUUUUCAACAUCAACGCUCUGGAUGACACGGGGAAGAUAAGCCCUGUCGGUAGCCGGAUAGCAAAACUUCCACUUACUGCACCAUUAGGUCGAGUGCUUCUUGCUGGAGCUGAAAAAGGUGCUCAAUGUCUUCGAGAUGUUAUCGACAUCAUUUCCUGCCUGAGUGUGGAGAAUAUCUUUUUAAAUACGCUAUCAGAGGAGAAGAAGGAACAGGCAGACCUGGCGAGGCGUGACUUGUACCGGAGAGAAGGAGACCACUUAACGAUGCUUGCCACCGUCCGGGCAUAUGCGGCUGAAAACGCAGAUAGAAAGGCAUGGGCUGAACGCCACCUUGUCUCUCAUAGAGCAAUGCAGGCAGUUAUGGAUGUACGGAAGCAACUACUAGCGCAGUGUAAGCAGUCAAAGCUAUUUGGCAAUACGUCGUUUGAAAACGAUGAAUCUAUACCCCUGGGAAACGAAGAUCCAGUCCCGAUAUUGACGAGCUUUCUUACCGGGUUUGCUACAAAUACAGCACGGUUGCUCCCUGACGGCAGCUAUCGAACCCUGGUAGGAAAUCAAACUGUUGCUAUACACCCAUCCAGUGUACUCUUUGGCAGGAAAGUUGAGGCCAUCAUGUACAAUGAAUUCGUCUUUACCAGUCGAAGUUAUGCAAGAGGUGUCAGCGCAGUACAGAUGAAUUGGAUUGGAGAAGUUUUAGAUGGUUCUUCAUAA
Nannizzia gypsea CBS 118893 is the source of this 2433-nucleotide messenger RNA. Its product is annotated as ATP-dependent RNA helicase DHX8. Lineage: Eukaryota; Fungi; Ascomycota; Eurotiomycetes; Onygenales; Arthrodermataceae. The record is from RefSeq and is a predicted model, not a curated record. The transcript is spliced from 2 exons. Gene Ontology annotation, molecular function: RNA binding. Gene Ontology annotation, cellular component: intracellular anatomical structure; catalytic step 2 spliceosome. Bases 1 to 2433 code for a protein of 810 amino acids.